AAAAAUAAAAAAAUAAGCACCCCGAUGGAUGCUAGGGUUAACGUGCUCUAAGAAAGUUUUUUUAGAAAACAUGGUGAAACGUCUGAGACUCAAUGACUUACCAGAUGAAUUGAUCUUGAAGAUAUUCUCAAUGCUUCCGAACUUUGAAGAGAGCGUUGCAACAAAUCUCAUGUCAAAACAGCACGAGGAUCCUUAUAAACUGGUGUCGGACGUCACGUGUGAAGAUGAUAAUGAGGAGAGUCUCGUGACUUUCAUGAGAUUUGUUUACGGAUCUUUGUUGUCUGACGAUGAUCAGAUCCUACAGAGAUUGCAUCUCAAGCUUGUCCGAAACUUUUCGGCUUCAGAAAUCAGCCCUAUAUUUUGGGUUAAUAGAUCUGUAAGAAAGCUGAGAUUCGACUUAUCUGGUGGAACCCUAGAUUUGCCGAGUUGCUUGAGUACUUGCACAACCCUAAAAUCAUUGAUACUCCGUGAUGUUAGAAUCGAUGUUGUUCCAGUAGGGUUUUCUUUGCCGUCUCUCAAAAGUCUGCACCUUUUGUCGGUUGACUUCUCGCACAGGGAAUCUAUCGCAAGUCUUUUACGAGGUUGCCCGGAUCUUGAAUAUUUGGUUUUAAACCAAACAAGCUAUGACUAUUGGGAAUUUGGUGAGGUUAGGUUUUGUUUGUUGUCACUAAAAAGUCUGCACCUUUUAUCGGCUAGAUACUAUACUGGUGGUUCUCUUACACGUCUUCUACAAAGUUGUCCGGUUCUUGAAUAUCUGGUCGUAACCCAAACCACCGAGCGUUUUUGGAAUUUUUGGGAUAUACCACCUGCGUCUUGUCUUUCAUCAAUCAAAAGUCUUCACCUUACAUCUGUUAGAGUCUGGAAUGAUGAAUCUAUUGCAACGCUUUUAAAAGGGUGUGCAGCUCUUGAAGAUUUGGUUAUAAUCCGAACCGAAGAUGACAAUGUGAGGAUAUAUAAUAUCAGUGUGCCUACUUUGAAGAGCUUAACUAUCAAUAACACUAGAGAGAAACGCCUUGACGACAAGGAGAAUCAUGGUUUUUGGAUAAAUGCUCCUGCUUUGCAGACUUUGAACAUUAAGGAUACUGUCAGUAACUUUAUAAUGCUUGAGUUUAUGCCAGAAGUGACUAAGGCGAAUAUCCAGGCUAAUUGUGUCCGACCUGAGAAUUUCAUAGGAUCUCUUACCUCAAUCCAACAUCUUUCUCUAUGUUCUCGAACUUCCGAAGUAGGAAAACUUUGUUGGCCCAGAAAUGUCCAGAAUGUUUCUUCUAUUUUUGGCUAUUUUAGAUACAUACUUCAUUUGCUGACUCCAUAUCGUAGUGGCUCUAUCUUUCCCUAUCUUGAACAUCUAGAGCUAUGUACAUGUUCUCCGGGAUGGGCCAAUCUUCUUUCUUCUAUACUCGGUGACACUCCAAGUCUUCAUUCUCUCAAGCUUAAGUCAGUAUGUACUAUUGACUCCUUACAUUUAUAAGGAAGGAUAUACUCGAAUGCAUAGAGAACUAGUAUUUAAACCAUCUUUUUAUGUUUCCACUUUUAUUUUUGAACGAUCUACACUUAAGAGUCUUGCGAGCUACCAAACUCUACAAGUUAUCCCUAAAGUAGUUAGAAGAAUGAAAUUGGCAGCUAGUUAUUACAAAAGACUGGACUAAUGACAAACACUAACACGUGUAAUGUUUUUUUUUUUGGGUCUCAGCAUCAUAGUGCCCCUUACAAUGAUCCGAAGAACUUUUGGAAUGAACCAGCAGUUGUUCCAAAAUGUUUAUUGACGCAUCUAGAGAUCUUUGAAUGGAGACAAUAUGAAAACACAGUGCAGCAGAGGAUAGUGGCUGCGUACAUACUAGCAAACGCUACUUAUCUAAAGAUAGCAACAUUUUCAACAAGAAGUAGAGGCAAAUAUUAUCGCAUGGUCAUGAAGUUAAGGAAGCUGAACAGAAUUUCGAAGACGUGUCAAUUAGUUUUUGAGUAAACUCUUUAUGUGAUGGUGUAUGUCUCUAGAAGACCGACAAUUUUCUUAGGUUUCUUCUUUCCUUUUUUUCCCUGACUCUACUUUUGAUGUUUGUGUUUUUUUCCCCGUGUCUUCUUUAUAUUGUGAAAACAAAACAGUCUCUGAUUAAUGUUUGAAAAGGUGCACACUCUUUAUGCAUACUCAGAACAAAGAUAUUCGCAGAAGUAAAAUCAUAAAAUAGAUGAGACUUUUCCAAAUUGUAGUAAAUAUGACAUAUUGCUAUUGUAGCGUUGAGGAAAAAAUUUACAGUAUUUCUUGAAGAAUACCAGUUGUUCAACAUUAUUACAAAACUUUAGUUUCUUGUUUCUUUUUCUUUUGGCAUUGUCAAUGGAGAAAAAGGCGCGUUGGAAGUUAUUGGGGGUUUGGUUAUGAAAAGCUAGUGAAAUAAAAGAAGAAAUUUUAAAAAUAGUUAUAGACGAUGUCUGAUAUUUCAUCUAAAUGGGUACAAAGUCAAAGCAAAAUCAUGUAGAAGGGAUUGAAUAUGGAAUCGUAUGUAUCUUGUCGAGAAUGCAUGUCUUCAUUCGAAAGCAAUGGUUUUAAGCUGUGUGUGACUAAAGAGUUUAACCAAAAAAUUCUAACCAAACACACAAAUUGCAUCAGAGAGAUUAUAUAGGGAGAAGAAAAAUUAUGGAUGCAUGUAAUAUUUCGUUAACAAGGCUCUAUUUUGAAAGCAUCGUCAAAUUCACUAUUUAUAUUGCAUCUUUUCAAUAUACGACGUAUAUAUAUAUGCUAACGUAAUAAUUUAUUUUUUGAAAGAUUUGUAUACUGACUUUGUAAUCUUAUUUUGUUAUUAAUGAAACCAUUUGUUGAAAAAUACUUUUUGAAAAUUUUGAUAUUUAAAAAAAAUAUUUAAGUGAUGUUGAUUUUGCCAAUUUUUGUUGGUGUUUUUAAAUUAUGUGUGAACACUAUCAAUAGAAAUACCUCUUAUAAUAAAAAUUAGGAAAAAUUGUCGACUCACAACUUGAUUUCAAAUGCAAAAGUAAACUCAAACUUGAAUCAAAUGCAAAAGUAACUUAAAAGACUAUUGAAAUUACAACCAGCUCCUUGUGAACAAACAAAAAAACCGAAUUUUUUUUACGUUUCUAACCCUCGUAAGUCGUCUAGUCUAGUUUUACUUAGAAAUAAUUUAAAAUUUUUGUAAAAAAUAUUUUGAUAAGUGAAAAAUUGAAAUCAUGUAAUUAACAUAUGUUUUAAAAGAUAUAAAU
Molecule: messenger RNA, 3207 nt
Organism: Brassica napus (rape)
Lineage: Eukaryota; Viridiplantae; Streptophyta; Magnoliopsida; Brassicales; Brassicaceae
Product: putative FBD-associated F-box protein At5g56560
Exons: 1
Coding region: 29-1468 (479 amino acids)
Source: RefSeq, a predicted model, not a curated record